AUGUCUCACUUACAACUCAUUCUUGAUCGACUUAUUGCUGAAAACCUUCAUGAGCCAAUAACCAAUACUUUACCAUCCCUUACCACUUUUGCUUCCAUUUCGCCUCGUUCUAAUCAAGAUGAUUUAGAUGCAGAAGAUUCAAGAUGGCUAAGUUUAUUUGUAGAAUAUUUUUUGGAAAAUAGCGAUAGUAAAAAUGAUGAUUUGUUGUUUUUCGUUAGACAAAUGCAUCCGGAAAAUGAAAGUUUGGAUCCAGUAUUUGUAAAAAGAAAAGUCGCUCCUAAUACGAUGCCCCCUUUGGAUCAUCCUAGCAGUAUGACAUGUUCAAAAAAACAUGUAUCAAAACGUGUAUAUGCGUUACCAACAAAAUCACGAAUGGAUGUUAAAGAUUCGUCGAUGGAAUGUUCAUACCCACUUAUUUAUUAUGUUAUUGAUGAUUAUGAGGAUAUGUUUGAAAAUUUGAUCGUGUCACAAGAUGAAUAUUUAUGUGUAGAAAGGUCAAUGACAAAUAAUCUUUUCCCGCAACAAAAAGAUACAAAAGUUAUUUUGUUUCAAGGUGCUGCAUCUUAUACUUCUUUAUUAGACGUUUAUCAACAAAAGGCUGACGGCAAAUUAAAUAGGAGGUUUAAAAUAGGUCCUACCACUCCUCCAACUGAAUAUGUUAUGAUGAGAGGUCCACAUGGGAAAGGUGAAUCAAUUGCAGAACAAGAACAAGAGAUGUCAGAAAUCGCCAACCUUCCAACAAAUAUUUAUAAUAAUAACCACUACACAAAUAACGCGACUUCUAAAUCUAAUUCUGCUUAUAAUAAUGAUGGUAACAACAUUCAUAAUAACAAAUCAGCAACAAUUAGUACACCUCAAAGAUCAAAUUCUACAAAUUCAUUUUUUCAAUCUUUAAAAAGAUUAUCACAGUCAAUAACUGAAAAACAAACCUUAUCAAAUACCGAGAAUUUAAAAUGUUGCAUGACAUUUGUUAACGUACCUUGGGCUAGUAUAAUUUCAGAUCUUAUAGCGCAUGCAAAAAAAAGACAACAACGAUAA
Molecule: messenger RNA, 1038 nt
Organism: Entrophospora sp. SA101
Lineage: Eukaryota; Fungi; Glomeromycota; Glomeromycetes; Entrophosporales; Entrophosporaceae
Source: the annotation of a GenBank genome assembly